GGAAAGCUCUCCUUCGCCAACGGCUUCGUUUUGGAGGGAACCUUCACCAACAAGUCGGGCCAAGGCCUCCAGACCCACGGCGUCCUCAACACCUCCAGCGAGCAGCUGGAUGAGAGGAUCACCAAAACUCAGCUGGGCCUCAGGGAGUUCCCAGUGGAGAAGAGGUGGAAGGGAAUCUAUGACCAGUUCCUGGAAUUCCUCCAGUCUGGCUGCAAGGAAGAGAUGGAAGAGUCUUUCACAGGGUUCCACAUCCAAACCAGCAAGGAGCUGAGGAAAUCUCAGGAAUAUCUCUUCUGCCAAAGGGGGACUGAGGACGUAUCCUGGAAAAUUGAAGAUAUCCUUGAAGAGCUUGUCCAGCACCAGGAGCUGGAGUCGAUACAGAGUUAUUUAGAGAAGGCGUUGAAGUCCUCCCUGCACCCUCUGGGCAAGCUGCUGAAGGCCCUGACAGUCGCUUUCCAGGCAACAUAUUCCGGGAUCGGGGCCAACAGGCACCUGCUGACCAUGGCACAGGAGGAGGUCAAGUACUACGCCAAGAAAAUUUGGGAAUUCUACCGGGGUUUGCUCCAUUUGGCACUGGAACAGAAAGGCCAACUGUCCCCAAGGGCUGUGGAUGGAGACAUGAGUGACCAGAAGGCCUCCAGUGUGGUCCUGCCCCUGAUCCUGCCCUGCUUCUACCCCGAGCUCUUCAUGCUCUACAUGCUGUACCACGAGAGGGAAGAUGACCUGUACUGCCAGGGCAUCGUGGACCUCAGCCUGUUCCCUGACAUCAAGCUCCUGGAAUUUCUGGAUGUGCAGAAGCACCUCUGGCCUCUCAAGGAUCUCACCCUGACGACCAACCAGAGGCGCUCCCUGAUCAAGGACAAGUGUUUCCUGUCGGCCACCGAGUGUUUGCAGAAGCUCAUCACGACGGUGGAUCCCAGGGAGAAGCUGCUGAUCCUGCAGAAAACCUACGAGGAGCUGGAGGGCACCGUGGGCAGGGUGCUGGGCAAGGACUACAAACUGCCCAUGGAUGACCUGCUGCCCCUCCUCAUGUACGUCGUGUCCAGAGCCAAAAUCCAGCACCUGGGAGCUGAAAUCCAUCUGAUCAGAGACUUGAUGGAUCCCACCAACCAAGGAGGAAUGUUUGACUUCCUGCUGACAGCACUGGAGUCGUGCUACGAGCACAUCCAGAGGAUGAGGCUCCACCCGAGGGAGAACUGCCCCCUGCCUCCCAGCUCCUGAGCCCCAGGAUCCCAAGGGAACGUCCUUCCCGCUGCACUUUCCUGCUGGAUGAGGAAUCCCUCGUGUCCCUGCUGCUCUGGCUGCCUUUCAAAGGGAAGAAUUCUUGGAUCAGCUGCGGGUUUCCUUGGAAUAACCCUGCUCCUAAAGCACACGCGGGGGUGCCGAUGGAUAAAACCCUUCGCUAUCCAACCUCAGCUGGUGGUUGGGAAUCUCUUCCCGAGUGGAAAAGGUUUCUUUUGGCCCUGGGGUUUCGUUUUCCUUGUCCUGCAAAUCCCAGGGAGCUCCUUUCCCUGCUCUGGUGAACGGACAGAAAGGAGAAGGGUUUAUUGGAGAGAAACCACAGGAAUUCGGGUGGGACCAUUUCUGGUUGGAGAGGUCACCCCCACAUUCCUAAAAAAUCCAUUCCUGGAGGGCAGAGGGGGUUUCUCCACUCCUCUUCCUCCCUGGGCUAAACUCAGGACCUGUCCAUGGCAUUUGAAAGCUGCUAUUCCCCAAUUCCCAUGGUUUUAGGAGACUAAAAGAUGUGGAUUUAUUGAAGCCUCAGGGAAUGUCACACCCGCACCUUGGAUCUGCUCCUGCUGCUCUGGAAUUCUGCAGGGAUUUCCCGUGGGCUUGGAAGAAAAGGAAUGUUGGUCUGGGGGGAGAAAUCCCAACUCCUGGGAAGAGAAAACAUGCAAACACCUGGUUUUCCUGCUGCUUUUCCGAGGAGAUUUGUGCUGACAGACCCCCCUAGACACCAAAAUCAGGUUGGGAUUUAGCCUUCCUUUGGAAAAUCAAAGGGAUAUUUGGGAUUUUUUGUCCCUCCCAGUCCCGUGUGAGGUGUAUUUGGAGAGGUUUCGACACAGAUUUUAACCUGCUUGUUUUUUUAAAUUAUUUUUUAAAGUUUGACUCUGAAUUAAUUGUCCAGGUAACUAAUGAACUAUCCAGGCAAAACACAAGCUCUUGGCUCCUGUUUCUCACAUGGAUUGAUGCUUUAAUAAAUAAUAACACUGAUUACAAGAAUUAAUAUAUUGGGAUGAGAGUCUCCUACUGGAUGUAUUUAAAUAAAGCUGGUUGGAAAUUUGAAGGGAGAUUCCAGGCUUGCCUCCUCCUUAUCCCAAUCUCUUUGCUGCCUUCAAGCAUUUGGGAAUUUGCUUGGAUUCGUUGGUUUUUAGUGCUCAUUCUUGGGAAUGAAGGGAUUGGAAGUGCCAAAUCUGGAUCCAUAAAUCUCAUUUUACGUGGUUUUAACCACCAGUGUCACAACAUGCAGGAAUGCAAGGCCCAAAAACGUGCUUUUCCUACCAAAAACCAGGAUUGGCAGCUGGGAAUCCUUGUCCCUCACCUUUAGGAAACGUCCCUUUCCUCGUUAAAAAGGAGGAAAACUCCAGCUUGAGUUUUGGAGAAUGGAAAGAGCCCCGAGGACCAGGCUGUGAAAUUGGAAUUGUGGAGCUGCUUAAAACUGGUGCUUUUCCAACCUCCUGCCAGAAGGUUGGAGCACUGGGAUGGUUUGAUCCAAAAUAAAAAAAGAAAAUGCUGUUUUCUCCA
Messenger RNA from Pipra filicauda (Wire-tailed manakin), 2745 nucleotides. Its product is annotated as ALS2 C-terminal-like protein. The transcript has 11 exons. The annotation marks the transcript as partial. The record is from RefSeq and is a predicted model, not a curated record. Lineage: Eukaryota; Metazoa; Chordata; Aves; Passeriformes; Pipridae.